This is a messenger RNA of Protopolystoma xenopodis, 273 nucleotides long. The record is from the annotation of a GenBank genome assembly. Lineage: Eukaryota; Metazoa; Platyhelminthes; Monogenea; Polystomatidea; Polystomatidae.
AUGAGGCUGUACGAGACUUGGAGGAGAAUUUGGCUCGACACGGACAAACCGACACGAGGGGCCAAGAAGUAUUAUGGCUUUAAUGCAGAAGCAGGCCCGGACAACCUAAAAGCCAAGUCCUUUCCACCGGCAAAGUGGCCUGUUGGUAUUCAGAAGUCAGCCGAGAAAUGGAGGGAUGAAAGAGCCUUUGUCGGGAUCAUAAAUCAAGCCCUAUCUGAUGUUGACAAGUUUGCCAGUCGCGAGCCAGGAUGCAAGAGAGAAGAGCAACAGUAA